Tremella mesenterica DSM 1558 is the source of this 1359-nucleotide messenger RNA. RefSeq lists its product as uncharacterized. Lineage: Eukaryota; Fungi; Basidiomycota; Tremellomycetes; Tremellales; Tremellaceae. Gene Ontology annotation, molecular function: magnesium ion binding; hydro-lyase activity. The transcript is spliced from 6 exons. Gene Ontology annotation, biological process: amino acid catabolic process; carbohydrate catabolic process. The record is from RefSeq and is a predicted model, not a curated record. The coding region runs from base 1 to 1359 and encodes 452 amino acids.
AUGUCCGACAUUAUCAUCACCGGUUAUAAAGUCCGCGAUUUGCGGUUCCCCACUUCCCUCGACCAAAUUGGGACUGAUCCCAUGAAUCUGGCAGGUGAAAAUGCUCUUGGUGUUGUAAUCUUCUCUACCAACAAGGGUUUAGUCGGUAGUGGUUUCUCCUUCUCCAAUGGUCAAGGUAACGAAGUUCUGUGUGCCGGUAUCAACGCUCUCGCACCUCGAUAUGUUGGUCGUACACUUUCCUCUUUGACCGAAAACAUGGCUGUCACUCAACGUGAGAUAGUAUCUGGACAAAUUCGAUUCAUGUCUCCCGAACGUGGUGUCAUGCAACUUGCCUGCAAUGCCAUCCUCAAUGCUUUAUGGGAUUUGUGGGCAAAAUCUGAGGGUAAACCUCUUUGGCGUUUGGUGGUCGAUUUCACCCCAGAGGAAUUCGUCAGAUGUAUCGAUUUCCGUUAUCUCAGCGAUGUUAUCACUCCUGAAUCCGCUAUCGAACUUCUCAAAUCUAUGGAGCCCGGAAAGAAAGAACGUUUGGAGAAAGCACUCAAGAAUCAGGCUGUACCGGGGUAUAACACCUCUGUUGGCUGGUUAGGGUUCUCAGAUGAAGAAGUAGAAGCCAAAUUGCGUCAAGCUUUGGAUGCCGGUUUCAAACAUUUCAAACUCAAGGUCGGUUUGGGUCUCGAAUCCGAUCGUAGGAGGUUGGGAAUGAUCAGAAAAGUCGCAGGUGACAAGGCGAUUUUGAUGACCGAUGUCAAUCAACUUUGGGAUGUGGAUCAAGCUAUCGAGUAUAUGCCACAUUUGGCGGAUCUCGGACUUUGGUUCAUCGAAGAACCAACUUCUCCCGAUGAUAUUCUCGGUCACGCCAAAAUCCGCAAGGCACUCAAGCCAUACGGAAUUGGAGUAGCUACCGGUGAACAUGUGAACAACCGUGUCAUGUUCAAACAACUUCUCCAGGCCGAGGCUCUCGAUGCUGUACAACUUGACGCUAUGCGUUUGUGUGGUAUCAACGAGAUCCUCGCUGUCCUUCUCAUGUCGGCCAAAUAUGGUAUUCCCGUCAUUCCCCACUCUGGUGGAGCCGGUAUGACCGAACUCUGCGCUCACGUCUCCACCCUAGACUUCGUUUCCAUCUCUGGUAAAGCUUUGCUCGAAUACGUGGACCAUUUACACGAGAAAUUCGAACAACCAGCUUCUAUGACCCCAGAAGGUUUCUAUACUUCUCCUACCAUUCCUGGUUACUCGGGAGAUAUCAAAGAAGAAGCCUUUACGGAAUUCGAAUAUCCCAACGGAUCGUUCUGGAAGACGGAACAGGGGUUGAAGAUGGUUAAUGAUAAGUGGAGGGGUGUUCUCGGUCGUCAAACCAGCUAG